Messenger RNA from Clarias gariepinus (North African catfish), 2112 nucleotides. It is a transcript of the gene cd82a, whose product is annotated as CD82 molecule a. Lineage: Eukaryota; Metazoa; Chordata; Actinopteri; Siluriformes; Clariidae. Bases 165 to 917 code for a protein of 250 amino acids. Gene Ontology annotation, cellular component: membrane. The record is from RefSeq and is a predicted model, not a curated record. The transcript has 9 exons.
UCGUGGGAGUGAGUUCAGCGCUCUGCCACAUUGUGCAUGUGUGUGAGAGUGUGUUAGUGUGUGUGAGUGUUCAGGAGUCGCUCAAGAACGCAGCAGCGCGCGACUGACAGCUGUAGGACUCUUUAUCCAGAAGAAAAGAACAAAAGAAUAAAACAGUCAGCAAAAUGGGCAAAGGUUGCAUCACGGCUACAAAGUACUUCCUGUCUUUCUUUAAUUUCCUGUUCUUCAUCUUUGGAGCCCUGAUUAUGGGUUUUGGACUCUGGAUCCUCCUGGACAAUCAGAGCUUCCUUGCAAUCAUGCAGGACUCGUCUGUGGAACUGAAGCUGGGCUCCUACAUCGUGAUUGGUGUCGGCGCGUUCACCAUGCUGAUGGGAUUUCUGGGAUGUCUGGGAGCAAUUUAUGAGAUCCGCUGUCUACUUGGCCUGUACUUCACUCUCCUGCUCCUCCUCCUCAUCGCUCAGGUGGCUGUUACUAUCCUCAUCUUUUUCCAGCGUGAACAGCUGAGGAAGACGACGUCCAACAUCGUGAUCAAAGUCGUGGAGAACUACCAGGGACAGAACAAGACCGCGGAGAAGGCCUGGGACUACAUCCAGAGGAGUAUGCAUUGCUGUGGCUGGGAAAGCCCUGAUGACUGGGACAACAACACGGUGGUCAGGAACAGCUCUAUGCACUCGUACCCCUGCUCGUGUUACAACAGCUCGGCCGCCGGAGACGAGAACGGCUUCUGCAACUCUGGACUGGCCCUUUACAGCACGGGCUGUAUGUCCGCGGUGGAGAACUGGCUCUUCACCAACUAUGGAGUCAUUCUAGGAAUCUGCCUCGGGGUGGCUGUUAUUGAGCUCCUGGCGAUGAUCCUGUCCAUGGGUCUGUGUAAGAGCGUACAGCAGGAAGAGUACACCAAAGUGCCCAAGUAUUGAAGAGGAAACACACACACACACACACACACACACACGUUUUACAUUUAAAAUAUAUUGACCUUCUCUACAUAGUUUACAAGUUUGGGGUUUUUCAUUGUUGUUUUUGUUUUUAAAGAACCUUACCCAAAAACAAACAAACAAACAAACAAAAAGCUUUAUCCCGUGUGUGUGUGUGUGUGAACCGGAGAACCUGUGGAAAGCUCGGAGUGGCGGUGUGUGACCUGCUCUGUCUGCUUCAUCUUGUUAACCUGCAGUUACACACACACACACACACACACACACCCUCUGUCGUUAGCUUCAUUAAAAUAUCGUCACCAAAAACCUUCUGGAUGAAGGAAUAAAAAACCUGUGAUCAUUUCUUUUAGCCUUCCUCCUCCCCCUCUUCCUCCUCCUCUUCCUCCUCCUUCUUGUCCUUAUACCUUUAUUCUGUCUGUUCUUCGUCCUCCUCCUCCUCACGUUUCCACGGCUAACGACGUCUCCUGCAUGACACUUCUCUUCUUUCUUCAUUUCUACAUCAGUGUUUUUUUGUUCUCCUUCUUGUUAUUGUUAUUCGUUUGUAUAUAAUUUAGCGAUGCUUUAAUCUGCGAGUUUCCUGGUUAGCACGGGCCAUCGCUCUUUAAUUAUUCUUUUCUUCAGUUGUCUUUUUCAUGUACAGAUUGCAUAUUUUUUUUUUUUUUUUUUUUUUUUUGUGAUUUUAUUGCCUUGCCUCUAAUCUCAUCGCUUUCCUGUCACUCACUAGUGACGCCUUUUGGUGUUUUAUGAAAAAGACGUUAUGAAGUUUUGAUUAAUCUCUUUAAUUGUAACCCUGUACACUAGGACACUUCUAUACUGAAAGCACUCUGUUUAGAGGGAAAGAAAAAGUAUAAGCAUACUUAAAAAAAAAAAAAAAACGAUGAAAAUUAUGAUGAAGAAUUAUUAUUAUUAUUAUUAUUAUACUGUUUAAAAUUAUUCUCUCUCUUUUAUCUUUUUGUAUAUUUGGAGAAAGAUUUUGGGACGAAAAAAGUCAGAACAUCUCAUGUUUUUUAUUUGUAAUCAAAAUUCUCCUGAACAGUAAACUGUUCAUUUUUUAUGGUACGAAAAAGAAAAUGUUUUUUUUCUUCUUCUUUAUUUUUUUUUUGACCACGUGUGAUUGUUAAAAAAAGACGCACAUGUGUAAAAUAAGUGACAUCUGUUACAAUAAAGUGAACUCACCCAG